GUCAAUUACAACCUGCAACUGGUUGGUAACGGUCGGGCUUUUUUUCACUAGUGCCCGCCAUUGUACGGUAGCUUCCACUGGCUAUAUACAACAUUGGUGCGUAUCAUCACGCAAAACAGUCCCCCGUCGGCAUAUACAGUUGCGCAUCAACGGUCGAUCCAGGCGGAAGUACAAACCGAACCAGUCACUCACUCACAGUCAGUGUACAACGGUCCUCCCUGGCAGGAAGGUUGAUAAACCAGUGUUUGUGCGAUUAAACGAUCGGUGUUUUGUGAAAUAAAUAUAAAACAUAAUCCAACCAAAUUUCGCUUGAUAACAAUAAAUAAUUAACGGGUUUUAAUAAAAGAAAAAAGUUGCAACAAUUCCUACACGUGGUAGCAGCACGCUGAUUCGGCUCAUCGGCUAUUCAUAUUUGUUUGAGCUUAAAGGCCAAAAUGCGGUGUACUUUUAUACAUGGAAAGUGUAAUAAUGAUACACGGUCCAAGGUUAACAGCAUUGUGAAUAAAGUAAGAUCACGAUAGAGUUCUGCGUGCGUGUUGGUGUAGAAAGUGAGCAUUUGAAAGUGGCAUUAGACCGAACGUCGAUCAUACCUGAUAAGUGGAUGGUUGUUGCAUACAGUUUGUUGGUGUGAUAGAUUGCAGUGUACUAAAGUAACCGAAGUGGCAUUAUCGCAACAAAUAAAACAAAAAACUUCAGCAACAUUCAUUACAGAAAAGGCAAUAAAACGCCAUUUGCAAAUGGUGUAAAAGUGUGUUUUUUUAACUCGUAACUGACCUCGCUUUGUUCUAGCUGAGAGAUAUAUUAAGCUUAUGUGGUAAAGCGUAAUUUUGUAACAUACAAAUAGAGUGUGUGUGUGUGUGGUUGACGUUCUAAAACACUUCUCCCUACUGACUACCGCUGACUGGCCGCUAGAGUGACGCCGAGCACAUCACGUUUUUCAAGUCGCGGUACAUCGUGAGUUGUGUUGUCAGAGUGUGAUCAGAUUCCCACUCACCGUGGACGUAUGUGUAUGCGAAUAAUAUGCCCUCGUUCAGUCGCUGUUAAAGCCGACGCAUCAACCCAGAGAGGUUUGUGCAUGUGGGACAGUGGCCGACGGCCGAAGAAGAUUGCGCGCUAGUAGUUGCGUCGAACUGUAGUCGUCGCAACGUCGUGCGUUCUAACGUCAUCACCGAUUAGCUGGACGCAACGCAAACGAACACAGGCUCGUGAGCGGCCAAUAGCUAGAGAGGUUCCCUUGUGACUGUGGUAGCGGAAACUAAUGAAGCAAACGAUUCCAAUGGAUACAAAACCUCGUUUCUAUCAGUCAGAUCCUCGCUCCCAAGCCACUUACCAUCAAACGCAAAUAGAUUAUCCUUCAAAGGAUACUUAAAGAAAUUCGCCAAGAGAAAGUACCACAUCUUUCGCUUCGCUAGACGUAGCCGUAUUUUUUCGUUAAGCCCCUCUGAUCUCAGUGAAUUACUUUCGAUUACCAACGAAUCCUACCCAUCCACCUAUCCAUCGUACGUAUUCCCCGCAAUCCACAUUCCCGGGGAGGGGAAACCGUUUGGAGGUAAUUCGUCGGGAGCGAGCCUAGGUUGAAGCAUGGAAUGGCUGCUGGCGAAUCCGCAGAUCAACAGCACCUUCGGUUCGCUGGGGACGUUCGAGGACGAUGUGUACCACGUCAGCGAGGACUGUCUGGUAACGCUGGAGGAGAUCAUCUGUAAGCUGGCGGUGGAGGAUGCGACCCUGCGAACAUUUCGCCGGGCAAUAGGGUUCGGACAGAACGUUAAGAAUGACAUCGUGCCACUGCUGGUAAACGCGAAGGAUGUGAAGAUCAUCGACACGACGAUACGGUUGCUGGUGAAUUUGACCGUACCGGUCGAAUGUUUGCUCCCGGUUGAUCUCGUGUCGAAAUCGGAGAUCGGCAGACAUACGAUCUUCGAGCUGAACAAGCUGCUUAUCACAAGCAAGGAAGCGUUCGUCGAUUGGAAGACCACCAAGGCGGUGAUCGACCACAUGAAGGGUAUACUUGAGCGGGACACGAAGCUUUCCAUCCAGCAGUGUGACAGUGUUAACAACUGUCUGCUGCUGCUGCGCAAUAUACUGCAUGUGCCCGAGAUGGGAACGGGGGUGGGUACGCAUGCGGGCAGCUUCCCAACGGCGGGCCAUAACACCUCCUUCCAGAACCAAAUCAUCUGGAACCUGUUCACGCAGAGCAUCGACAAGCUGCUGAUCUACCUGAUGUCCUGUCCGCAGCGUGCCUACUGGGGCGUCACGAUGGCGCAACUGGUAGCGCUGAUGUACAAGGAUCAGCACAUCAGCACCCUGCAGAAGCUCCUGAAUCUCUGGUUCGAGUCGACGCUGUCGGAGAGCUCGGAGGACAACGAGAGUAACACGUCACCCCCGAAGCAGUGCAGCGGAGACUCCAGUCCAAUGCUUACGUCCGACCCGACGUCUGACUCGUCCGACAAUGGCAGUGGCAAAAUGCCAUCGUCCAUGAGCAAGGAAUGUUCGUCCGAGGCGCCGCAGGUCACGCGCAUGGUUGCCGACUACCCGACCCAGAUCAUUCUCUCGCGCGCGAUCAAAUCCCACCAGAUGUACCACCAAACGCUGAAGGCGAACGCGACGGACGGGUGUAUCUUGGGCGGGACGACCUGCGGAAGCUGCUGCAAUGGUGGUGGUGGUUGUGGCGCGAGUGGUAAACCCUCCUGCAACGGGUCUGGCGCGCAUCAUCAGCAGCAGCAGCUGUGUGACCACCAGAAAACACCCGCUUCCGAUGGCCAGGAAGUUAGCCGAAACUUUACCAAAAAGUCCAAAGGUGGCGGCAAGAGUUUUGAGUCAUCGAGCAGUAGCGGCUCCUCGGGUAUCUUUUGCAAACAGACCGUGGCGGCUGCAGUUGCUUCCGUUAAAGAUCAAGCAAUGAAGGAUUGUAGUAAGUCUCAUAACGGGCAACAAUCGUGUCAACAGCAGCAGCAGCAGCAACAGCAGCAACAGCAACAACUGCAAUCACCUCCAAAGUCACCAACGUCCCCAUCCCAACAGCAGUCACCGUCGCAACAACAGCAGCAAUCGCAACAACAAACGCAAAAACAAAUACAAGUAUCACUGUCGGAGAAUUCUGACUGUGGUUACGGUACGCAGGUGGAGAAAGAAUCCAUCUCCACCUCAAGCAAUGAGGACGACAGUCCACACCAGAAACCGAUCCAUCAGAAACCACCCUCCAACCAGAAGCAACGUUUCAAUGCGGCCAACAAACAGCGCAAUCCUGUAUCGGUGCAGGAGAAGAAAGAGCUGCGCCGGAAGAAGCUGGUAAAGCGGGGCAAGAGCAACAUCAUUAACAUGAAGGGUCUCAUGCAUCACGUCCCAACCGACGACGAUAUAUCGCACAUCCUGAAAGAGUUCACGGUUGACUUUCUGCUGAAAGGAUACGGCUAUCUAGUGCACGAGCUGCACACGCAAUUACUGUCGGAUCUGCAAGUGCAAAUCGAUACAUCACACUUUUUCUGGCUGGUAACGUACUUCCUGAAGUUUGCCACCCAGCUCGAGCUGGAUCUGGAGCACAUCAACAGUGUCCUUUCGUUCGACAUCAUAAGCUACCUCACGUACGAGGGUGUGAUGCUGUGCGAACAGCUUGAACAGCUUAGCAGAGCUACCGAAACAGACAUAAAGCCUUGUUUGCGAAGAAUUCAUUUGGUUGUAACGGCGAUAAGAGAAUUCCUGCAAGCUCUUGAUACGUACAAGAAGAGUACACAUCUGACAAAGGAGGACAAAGAGAAGCUUAAACUGCUGCAGAUUCAGAUAAGCUGCACGGAGGAUUUACGAUGCCUGUUUGUGUUGUUGCUUCGAUGCUACAACCCAAACAUACAAAGCCGCCAGUAUCUGCAGGAUUUAAUAGUGACCAACCAUACGCUUCUGCUGCUGCUCGACGGUGUCCGGGAACUGACCGCAGAUGGCGUCCCGGGAGACAUGCUGGGCCACAUCAAACAGUUCGCUACGGUGGAGAUAAUGCAUCAGUACGGUUUGCUGUUGGAAGAUUUCCGCGAAAAUGGUGCAUUUGUGAAUGAUUGUAUCUUCACGAUGAUGCACCAUGUCGGGGGUGAUUUGGGACAGAUCAAUGUACUGUUUCAACCGAGCAUCCUGAAAACGUACUCCCAGAUAUGGGAAACGGAGUAUGAGCUGUGUGACGAUUGGUCCGAUUUGAUCGAGUACGUCAUUCACAAGUUCAUCAAUACACCCCAACCGGCACCACUGACACUAUCGACAACUCUGCCCGAUAUUGGCACCCAACUUCUGUCGAGCAAUCUGCUCGUAACCUGGACACAGGAGGAAAAGGACUCGCUGCACUGGUACUAUGUGCAGUGCCGUCAAAGCAAAUGCGUCGUGGCCGACAUUCUGAAGCUGUUCCAGGAAAAUGGUAAUCAGCAGAAAACGCGCCUCUCCAUCAUCGAGCAACUGCUGGAGCAGAACAUCAUCACGCUCAUCCAGUACGACGAUCUGAUGAAGGUGGAAAAUCCGGACUACGAGCGUAAUGUGCAGACACCGGCCCUGUCGGUUGCAUCGGCCGACUCACCCAAACCGGAGGACGGUGACUCGAAGUCAUCGUCCAAGGCGGUAGACGAUAUACAGGUGUUGCGCGAUCGUCUCCAGAAGGAAAACCGUGGCAAACUGAUCGCUUGGUUGCAGAAAAGUUUGCUCGAUUGUUGCUUCGUGAAGUUGAAUCUGCUGAGCGGUAACGUUUACGUGACGGCAGGAAUCGGUGGCAACAUGGGUGUGGUCGUCAUGGAACCAGUGUCCUACCAUUGCAUCUUGAAAAAGAAAUCCAUCCCGGUUGUGCCAUGGAACCAGGAUCAGUUUGCGAUACUGUCCUACCAACCGUUUAUACUGCUGCUUCACAAGCUUGGCUUCCAUCUGCCGGCCGAUGCGAAGAAAAUGUUUGUCCGGAUCCCAGAAUUCUGGACUGCGGACAUUCUGUACAACAUCGCGCUCAAACUUGGUCCGCUGGAUAAAUCAAUUCUUAAGUUCGAUCUCAAGUACCUCAACAAGGUGCUAUCGAUGGAGAAACAAGCUAAGGCCGACCCUUGCCCGCCGAACGAUGCUCGGUUAGAGAACUUUGGAUUAUCAAGAUUCAGCCCUCAAAUCACUACUAACUGGCUCGACGUAGUGAUGCGCAAUAAGGCAGUACAGAGCAAGCGCAAACUGGAUCUGCCCGGCCCGUCAAAGGUUAUCGAUACGGCCAACGCUACCCAUCCGAGUGCAACGUUGAAGACGGGUGGAAAACCGGCCGCCCAGACGAAAAUGCUGCACGACCUUUCAAUCAUCGUCGAGUCGAACGAUGACGAUGAUGACGAGCUGCCGGCGGAUGAGGACGAUGGUUUGGAUAGCUCGGAGGUGCCGGUACUGGAGGAGCACGAUGUCGUCAGUGCCUGUGAAACUGCUUCGGUCGCUUCAGACCUAACACGCAUGUACGUAAGCGACGAAGACGACAAGCACGACAUUGUGCCACCGAUUUUGUAAUACAAUUCAACCAGUAAAAGUGUAAGGCAACAGUUGCAUCGGAAGAAGUUCAUCGACGGUCAAGUCAUUUAGCAUCUAGUACACACCAUUUCCCGCCUUGUUGUCUGUUACUGUCGGAUGUUUUGUGAUUUUUUUUUGAGUUACCUAGUUAAGCAUAAGUGGAAAAAUUCUUUCCCGCAGCAUCCGAGUGUGUCUUAUUCAACGCACACACACACACAUAGUUAUUAUCAAUUAAUUCAUUUGAUUCCUAGAAGCCAAUUAACUCUCGUUCAUCCAAAGUAGCGAUCCAAUAACCCAAUUCCAGGAAUGUCAAACCAAAGCGUGAAGCAAAAAUAAAUCCGACAGCUAAAUAAUUAAUACCAAAUAGAUCGCCUGCAAAUAGAGCUUCAAUGUUGAGUGUUUGUUCGCAGUUAGUAAGAUUAACAUGCAAUGCAUAUGCAUUCCAUUAUUUAGUAAACUUGCAUACUGAGGACACUGGAGAUAUUGGAUCGAUUGAACGAAAUCAGUGUCCUAUGUCUGUUUGCUCUUUUCUAGAGCAAAUGGAAGUAAAAUAGAUGUAAAAAAACACACACACAUUCUUUGCGUGUGCGGACAUACAUACAGAUGUACUAUCUUCAUGUUGAUCACUGUUGCUCUCGAUUGGCUGUAAAAUUUCAACGGGGAAACAAAGAUGGACACUCGCAUCCGUUCUGGGUGUUUGGGGAUGCGUAGGACAACAAAUCGUCUAACGAUACACCGAAGUAAAUGAUGGUUAAAAUUAAGUGUGACGAGAAGUUAACGGGCCACAAGUUUGAGGGGUUUAACCAGGAACAAGAGGUUUAUAAGGUUAUUAAUUGCGUAUAAGGGAUAGUGUUAUUUUUAGGAAGUAUGCAAAACUGCAUACUGAACCUUCACAUCUAAAUGCAUUGACGUUUUAUGUCAUGUUGUUUUUUCGUUUGGUUUUUUGUUUGAUUAUUGUUUCAACAUGCCGAACCUGGGCGCGUCCGUGAUGUUUUUGCCGGCCAAAGCCAAGUAGGUAAAGGCAUUUAGAAAGACUGUAUACGAACCAGGAACCAAUCAAAGUGCUACUUGAUAAACAUUCGCAACGGUACAAAUCGUUACAAAGCGCUAGGGCGAAGGUAUGUGUACAGCAGUGUGAAGAAGAAUAGGCAGAGGUAUUGUUUUUACUAGAGAAAAAAAACUGUGGCAGAGUAAUUGUAGAACUGGCCGGUGUCGAGUGAGAGGAACGCUGUAAGCGUAAAGGCAAAAAAGUCUUUUGGUAAAGCAUCCGCAAAACGGAAUCGCUUCUCAGAGGCUGUGUAUGAAACAGAGAAUCAAACAAAAAAACAGGAAAGUAAAAUUAAAUUAGAGCUUUUACUAGUGCACGUUUGCAUGUGGAGACCAUGUGCAUUAAAUAGUUUAUGUACAACAGGUUAAAAACUUUAAGAAGAAUAAAUGUAGCUAUUUGUGGAAGCAAA
Molecule: messenger RNA, 6950 nt
Organism: Anopheles funestus (African malaria mosquito)
Lineage: Eukaryota; Metazoa; Arthropoda; Insecta; Diptera; Culicidae
Gene: tim
Product: protein timeless
Exons: 15
Coding region: 1582-5493 (1303 amino acids)
Biological process (GO): DNA replication checkpoint signaling; DNA repair; replication fork arrest
Cellular component (GO): replication fork protection complex
Molecular function (GO): DNA binding
Source: RefSeq, a predicted model, not a curated record